ACAUUAUCGAUAACCAAGAUGAUGUUCGGGGAAAGGUAAUCUCACUCGAUCCAGGUGUUCGCACGUUUAUGACCGGUUACGAUCCUGACGGUCAAUUAAUCGAGUGGGGUAAUGGUGAUCUCAACAAAAUAUUCAAACUAUCCAAGAAAUAUGACAAAUUACAGAGCGACAAGGAUUUUGCGUUAGGGCGAACAAACAAGAGAAAAAGAUUUAGAUUAAAAAAAAAAAUGUUGCGAGUUAUACAACGAAUCCGUCAUUUAAUAGAUGAGUGCCAUCAUCAGCUCACGAGAUGGUUGUGCACGAAUUACGAGAUCAUCUUGUUACCUAAAUUCGAAUCUUCGAGAAUGGUUUUAAAGAAUAAGAGAAAGAUUCGGUCGAAGACUGCUCGCGCAAUGCUGACUUGGUCGCAUUUCAGGUUCCGGAUGUUCUUACAACAUAAGGCAAGGGAGUUCCGCAUUUGCAAGAUCAUCAAGUGCACCGAGGAAUACACGUCCAAGACAUGCGGGUGUUGUGGGUUCGUGAAGAAUGACCUCGGAGGAUUAAAAACGUUCAAAUGUGAUUCGUGCGAAGUGGAGAUGGAUCGGGACACGAACGGUGCCAGAAAUAUCUUGCUCAAAUAUUUGACAGAGGGUCAGGCUUUGGCCUGA
Paraglomus brasilianum is the source of this 647-nucleotide messenger RNA. Lineage: Eukaryota; Fungi; Glomeromycota; Glomeromycetes; Paraglomerales; Paraglomeraceae. The record is from the annotation of a GenBank genome assembly.